This is a messenger RNA of Drosophila guanche, 946 nucleotides long. RefSeq lists its product as uncharacterized. The transcript has 3 exons. The record is from RefSeq and is a predicted model, not a curated record. NCBI's taxonomy places the organism in Eukaryota, Metazoa, Arthropoda, Insecta, Diptera, Drosophilidae. The coding region runs from base 58 to 885 and encodes 275 amino acids.
CGGCGAUCAGCUGUUAAUGUUUAAUUUGUUUACGUUUUAACUGCCAUAUUUCCAAUAAUGCAACGUUUUGUAAAGAUAUUUGGCCAACAAAAAUGCAAAGUGAUUGGCAUGAUACACGUGGACGCGCUGCCAGGAACGCCUCGAUAUGCCGGCAACUGGAAACAGACGAUUGAAAAGGCCAUAUAUGAGGCGAAUCUCUACAAGCGCCACCAGCUGGAUGCCGUACUCAUCGAGAAUAUGCAUGACAUUCCGUAUGUGCCGGAACGCCUUCUGGGUGCGGAAAUAGUCGCUUGCAUGACGCGCCUGGGACAGGCGGUGCGGGAUGUGAUCCCCAAGGCAACUCCCUGCGGUGUACAGGUUCUAGCCUGUGGCAACAAGCAGGCUCUGGCCAUAGCCAAGGCCAGCCAACUGCAGUUUAUACGCAGCGAAGGCUUCGUAUUUGGCCAUGUGGCCGACGAGGGAUAUACGGAUGCGUGUGCUGGAGAUCUGCUGCGUUACCGCAAGCUUAUCGAUGCGGAAGAUGUGUUGAUUUUCACGGAUCUGAAGAAGAAGCACAGCUCACAUGCCAUAACGUCGGAUGUCAGUCUGCUGGAGACGGCGCAUGCAGCGGAGUUCUUUCUCACCGAUGGAAUUGUCAUCACAGGCACAGCAACAGGCCAUGCAGCGAGUCCAGAAGAUCUGCAGGAGUUGUCGGGCCGCGUAAAGGUGCCGCUGUUGAUUGGUUCGGGCGUGACCAAGGAUAACAUUGGACUGUACUUCAAUGACGCUCAUGCAGUCAUAAUUGGCUCGCAUUUUAAGAGCCACGGAAGCUGGCUGGAAGAGAUUAGCGAGGAGGCGGUGGGUAGUUUCAUGCGUAAAGUCUGCGAGCUGCGGCAGCCGAGUUGAUUUUAAUUGUAAAUUUGUUUAUUGAUGAUGAUGAAAAAAGAUAAAUGCGAAAUGUCCAUGA